AUGCCUACCGACACCCACGAAACAAGUCCGCUUCUAGGCGGUCAAGCUCGCAUGUCGAACCGCACGGCUUCUGGCACCUCAUGGCGAAGUGAUCUCAUUCCCUCGAGGCUAAGAACUCACUCUUUGCAUGAGGUCCAUCCGCAUCCCGAGACCGUGCAGCCGCAGCUACCUGCAUCAGCAAUCGCGCCAGACCACGAGACCGAUCUUCACGACACUCGGUGGGCCACUCGGGAGGCUGUGCAGCCAAAUCUGUGGGCUAGCUUCCGACAUGUCUGGAAGCAAGAGAUCGCUGAGUUCUGGGGAACCUUCAUGAUCAUUCUCUUCGGCGCGGGAGUCGAAUGCCAAGUCGGGCUGCACUACCGGAACGAAGACCACCUAACCGGCCGCCUGGCCUGGGGAGUCGGCGUAGCCUGCGCCGUCUGGAUCUCAGGCGGCGUGUCCGGCGGCCACUGCAACCCGACCGUCACGCUCGUCCUCGCCAUCUUCCGGGGCUUCCCCCUGCGCAAAGUCCCCGGCUUCAUCGUCGCUCAGGUUCUGGGCGCCGCGUUCGCCGCUCUGGUCGUGUAUGCCAACUAUACCCACAGCAUCUCGGUCUUCGAGGGCGGCGACGAUGCGCGCGCUGUCAUGGGUCCGCACGCGACCGCGGGCAUGUUUAUCACCUUUCCGGCCGCGCAUCUCACGUACGUCUCGGCGUUCUACUCCGAGUUCCUCGCGUCGGCCGUGCUGAUCGCGCUGAUCUUCGCGCUGGCGGAUAAGGGCAACAUGUCGCCUCCAGCGCGGACACAGCCGUUCGCCUUGUUCCUGGUUAUCUUGGGUAUUGGGUCGGCUUUGGGUGUCAACACGGGGUACGCCAUCAACGGAGCCCGCGACACGGGGCCGCGUAUCGCACUCGCUAUUGUGGGAUAUGGGAGUCAGGUCUGGACGCACAACUCUUGUUACUUCAUUUGGGGCCCUUGGAUUGCGUCUAUGACGGGUGGAUUGGUCGGUGCCUUCUUGUAUGAUGCCUCACUUUACGCUGGUAGGGAUUCUCCCCUGAACAGGCCAGUGAGUGCGAGUAAGGGACAGGUCGACGAGGAAGCUGUGAUUUGA
Molecule: messenger RNA, 1089 nt
Organism: Anthostomella pinea
Lineage: Eukaryota; Fungi; Ascomycota; Sordariomycetes; Xylariales; Xylariaceae
Source: the annotation of a GenBank genome assembly